AUGGACCCCGAUUUCUCAUCACCCGCCAAAUACUCUUCCUUCAACUCCAUCUCCUCCGGCGACUCCAGCGACUCCAGCAGCGAUGGGUGGUCGGACAUCCUAGGGUCGGAUUGGCGUGGUCUCAGCGACAACUCAGGCAGUUUCGGGACGGGCUUCAGUAGCAUUGAGGAGGAAGACAUGCUGAGUCUGCAGACGGUGUUGGACUUCUCUGAUUCAAGCUCAGAGUUGGGAUGGGAUUCAGAUUCGGACUGGGGGCUGGAAGCGUAUGAUGGAGAUGACGAGACGUCAAGCAUGGAGUCGAGUGCAGAGACAGGGCGACUUGGGACAGCAGUGCGGAACGCGGUGAUGGAGGAGAUCCACAACAUGUACGAGCAUCGCUAUCAGCAGCCACGGGACAGAUCCGCUCUCCCUUGA
This is a messenger RNA of Mycena citricolor, 414 nucleotides long. The record is from the annotation of a GenBank genome assembly. Lineage: Eukaryota; Fungi; Basidiomycota; Agaricomycetes; Agaricales; Mycenaceae.